UCAUGCUUCUCUGUUAUAAAUACGAUGGAUGAUGGCGUGUCAUAAGAUGCAAAUGCUUUGAUGGGAGGAUAGCAAGUUUCUAUUUUUUGGGGCUAAGUUAAUUGUAAAUCUAUCGAUCGGUUUGGAGCCUGUCUGUAUUUGAUGAUCAUUUGCACUUAGCGAUAAACAAGAUCUACAACGAAAACAAAUAAACCAUGAUUAAUCAGGACUUUAACAUCAUGUUCAACAUACAGGGAGCUUUGGGAUUUCAGCCACCAGCCUCCCCAAAAGCAAGUUCCAACCCAGAAAAAGAGGGCAUUGUUGCUACGCAAGUUCACAUGGCAGCUGCAACUGGCUAUGACGGCCCAAAUGAUGAGCAGUUGCAUGCGUAUGCGGACCUACCAUUCUAUGGGAGCAAUCUGGCGGAGAGACUCCCGCCCUGUGGCAUGGUCUGUAUUGCUGGCGCAUAUUCAUCUCAGUCUGCUGUGGUCGCAAGGAGCCACCAUGACGACCCCGUCACCCCACAACGUUGCGAUUGGCAGGGCAAUCUUGUGCUAACUGGUGCUGGAAGAGCCAUCUCAGCAGAUGGACCUGUCGGGUUCCGCAUCCAUCUUGAUGACAACAGUCAAGAUAGCUCUAUUGAAGAAACCUGGAAGAAGAGUGUGCUUUUAUACCGGGAGGACCCCACAUUCGACAGGCCGUUAUUAGAUAUUGCCAAUACUCCUUAUGGUCCCGUGGAGGUGACCUAUGCCAUCCUGAGCCAGGGAGUUGAAUGCAAAGUUGCUGUGAGGCUUACUCAUCGCGGUAAAGAUCCUAUCAGCCUUUUUGGAAGAAUUGUUGCUCGCAGCGAGCUGUUUGAUAUUGGCUGCGUGCUUUUCUACAACGAAGAUGUGAAGGGCAUAUGUGCACGAUCAGGAGAGCUGAUUCCCUUAGCUAGACAUCUGCUUGCGGUGCCAUUGUACAAGGCACUGGUAAUUGAAUUAGAUCUGCACUCUGAUUGUGGUGAUGAGAUUAUGAGGGGAACACUAGAGUUUCAUGCCUUGCCCGAAUGUGAUCAAACAGCGCGUCUUAUCAGCAAGAGUGGUACUCAAAUCGAAGUGAAGAUCUUCAUUUCACAGUACUUUAGGUAGUGUGUUCGUUGCUCAGCCGGGUCACUUUAACAAAAUAUGAUCAAGACUCUGGAUGCCUGUCUGCCCAGUCCCUUGUGUUGUACUACUACACAAGCUUCUUCGACUCUCGUAUUACUUCCA
This is a messenger RNA of Aegilops tauschii subsp. strangulata, 1229 nucleotides long. The record is from RefSeq and is a predicted model, not a curated record. Lineage: Eukaryota; Viridiplantae; Streptophyta; Magnoliopsida; Poales; Poaceae.